Molecule: messenger RNA, 432 nt
Organism: Impatiens glandulifera
Lineage: Eukaryota; Viridiplantae; Streptophyta; Magnoliopsida; Ericales; Balsaminaceae
Product: transcriptional regulator TAC1-like
Exons: 1
Coding region: 1-432 (143 amino acids)
Source: RefSeq, a predicted model, not a curated record
AUGGAGAAUAAUCAUCACAACCGUGGCAACAACGAAAAACCUUAUCGAUGCAGUUUUUGCAAGAGAGGAUUUCCAAAUGCGCAAGCGCUUGGAGGGCACAUGAACAUCCAUAGGAAAGAAAGAGCCAAACUCCGAGAAGAUCAACUUAUGAUGAACGCCGAUCAUUCUCAUUCACGUGAGCUUGAAUUGAAGCUAGAUGAUCAUCAUUCAAGUAGUGAUAAAACAAUUAUUCGGUCAAAAUUAAGUCCUAAGAGAGAAGCGCCGGUUUUGAUGAUCAAGACUUCAACGGAAGAAAAGACCGAGGCCUUAAAAGAAAGGUGUGACGACAACGAUGAAAAUAUAGAUAGAGUUUCACAUUUAAUUGUAGACAAGGAUAUUCGGAUUGACCUUGAACUUCGAUUAGGGUUACAAACAUUGUUAAGGGAUGCAUGA